UCGAACCGAAACGGAAGUGAAACCGCGCUUGGUGCUGUGGCUAGGAGUCGGGUGUACCUUGCUUCUCUGUGUAACAACCCCCCUUUUUGCAGUGUGUGACCUCGUGGCUAGAGGGGGAGGUGUGGCGAACUGAGGGGUGUAGUUCCCCCUCUCGGGAAACAAAAUAGUACCCACCUUACAGCGGAGUGUGUGUCGCCCAUAACUUAUUCUGGCUCAUCAACGGAGAAUUGUUAAAUAAAAAAUCGCGAAAGCUCAGAGGCUGCCACUGUGCGCAGUGUGUUUGUGUGUGUUUCUGUGUGUCAGAGAUGGUAAAUUGAAGGCAAAUAAAUAAAAUAUAUAAUGUAAGGAUAAGUGAGGAAAAAUAAUGUGCAAAAGAGGCGCGAGACAGAUGAGAAGGAGAUGAUAUUUUGCUGCUGACAUUCCUGGAAGGCCAAGUUUGUCGGACGACCAAAAGUCGACUUUUUCCGCUCGAAAGUUCAAGUUUGGUCCCGAUUUGAUCCCUGCGAUUGCACGGACGGACCGACAGACUGACUGUUGGGCGGGGGAAGCGUUUUGGAAUGUGUGAUUGGCAGAAUUUUUGGGCAACGAAGGUGAAAAGAAUUUAUCAACGCAACUGUUUCGUAAGUUUUUGAAAUAACAUGAAAAAAGUAGGAACCAGCCUGCUUCGAUCCAGUGCUAGCAAGUGACAGUGGCAACGAAAAAGUGUACCGACAGAAAUCCAUUCAGCAAACAGUGGAAACGCGAGCAGAAAAAAAAUCGGCGACCGAGAAAACGUUGGAAUACAAAUUUGCCAUGCGAAAAGCUGUCAUCUAACACACGCAACGCCGCCCAAGCCGAAGGAGACGGAUAGCAGCUGGUAAAAUACAACGGGCGCGCACGUACGCACCACGCAAUAGAACACCCCUCUCGUCGACAUCCGGUGUUUGGAAAAGAGCCCCGCAAACAUGUCACUCACCGUGAGGAUCAAUAAGUUCCAGCUCCCGAAGGUGAAGACCAACCUGCUGGGACGGGUUGAGUUCAGAGGUGUUGCCCAUACGACCACCGAACUCAACUGUAGCACGGAAUUCAUCGAUGUGAAUCAGAGUUUCAUCUGGCCGCUGGCCCGACCGGCCGACCAGGAGGAAAUGGUGAUUGUGGAGCUGCGCCAGCAAACGACCAAAAUCCUACUCAAGACCGGCAUCGGUGGAUCGGCUACGACACGCGGCGGAAGUCGGGGAACCAUCACCAGCAGCACGAAAAUCGUCGGUCGCUAUGUAAUGCUGAUGCAGGGUUUACUCAAAGAGGGCCGACUUCACAUCCAGGAUCGCUUCGUGGAUCUCUCCAACAAACCAAUUGAUGCUUUUGUCAGCUUCGACGUCAGCUACCAAAGCCCGGACGACGAGUCGGGUAAUUUUGAGUCAUCACAUGUGGCCAAAAGCUUACACCAUCAGUCAUCCAGCAUCGAUGACGACCAGCAGAUGCUGCUGGACAUUGAGCAGAACAUUGCCAACCUGGAGAAGAGCCUUAUUCGGAAUGAACGAUCCGCCGGACGAAGUUCCGUUGCCAGUGCGGGUGGCGGUGGCGGCAGUGGAGAAGGAGGAGGUGGUGGAAACAGUAAACCGAACAUCCUGAAGCGCGUUAUGUCCUCCGGCUCGACUUCGUUGUACGAGAAAAGUAACACCCCAGCGGCCAGACAGGAUAGAGCUUCUUCGGACAACGAAUCCACCUCCCGUCCGGCCAAGUCGGAGAAGAAAGUAACCCUGCGGACGGUGCGGAACUUGAUGAAACUUGGUCGCUCGCGACAUCCCUCGAAAGAGAGUCGCUGCGACAGCAGCACCGAAGACGAGGGCCGCUCGCUGAUAACCGAUUCGGAAGAUGCCUUAGGAGGUCCGGCAAGUCUGGGGCUGCAUAGCAGCCAUACGCACACCAACGAUCCGUCAACGGCCGUGACUAGUCCAAGCACGGCCGGUGGGCCAAGUCAGCCUGGAUACGAGAAUCUCUCACAAGCCGGUACCCACUCGAAUGCGUCCAGUGACGGGGAGGACAACGCCAACAACGAGAAAUUAAAAAAGAUCAAAAAUCUAGCCAAAUGCAACGAUCACCUCAAAUCGCAAGACUUUCAGGUUUGCGUGACGAUCAUCGAGGCGAGACAACUGCCGGGACUGAACAUGGAUCCGGUGGUUUGUAUCCAGGUGGGCGACCAGAAGAAGUACACCAGCGUCAAGGAGAGCACCAAUUGUCCGUAUUACAACGAGUACUUUGUGUUCGACUUCCACAUGCCGCCUGUGAUGCUGUUCGAUAAGAUCAUCACGCUAUCUGUGAUACACUCGCGCAAAUUUAUGCGCUCCGGAACGGUGGUCGGCUCGUUUAAGAUCGACCUGAAGACGGUCUAUGAUGCCCCGGAUCAUCAAUUCUACCACAAGUGGGCUCUGCUGACGGAUCCGGAGGACCUAGUGUCCGGACCCAAGGGUUACCUCAAGUGUGAUGUUGGCAUCAUCGGCAAGGGCGACACGGUGAAAGUUCCUCCCAAGUCGGAGAAGGAUCCGGACGAUAUCGAGGCAAACCUUCUACUCCCCGACGGAGUCCCCAUCGAACGCCAGCGGGCGAAGUUCAUCGUUAAAAUCUACCGAGCGGACGGACUACCCCGGAUGAAUUCAUCGCUCAUGGCCAACGUCAAGCGGGCCUUCACCGGUGAAGCCAAGGAUUUGGUUAAUCCAUACGUUCAGGUGUCCUUCGCCGGAUUGAGCGGCAAAACAAGUGUCAAGAAGGCUUCGUACAGUCCGGCCUGGAACGAACAGCUGGUGUUCACGGAGAUGUUUCCGCCGCUCUGUCAACGCAUCAAGAUUCAACUGCGGGACGCAGACCCGAUGAAACCGUCCAUCAUCGGGACGCACUAUAUCGACCUGAAGCAGAUCUCGAAUGACGGGGAGAAAGGAUUUCUACCCACCUACGGGCCAUCGUUCGUACAUCUGUACGGUUCGACGCGGGACUACAACCUGCUAGAUCAACACUCCAACCUGAACACGGGCCUGGGAGAAGGUGUCAGCUACCGAGCCCGACUGCUGGUAGCCAUUAGGACUGAAAUCACGGACAAUGUGGAACUUUUCACCGAUAAGAAUGUCGAACUCGAGACCACGCUGCCCAUCUCGGAGUCGUCGUACUGCAAGAACGAUGACUUCUUCCUCUUCGGCACGGUCCUGGAGGCGUCGAUGGUCGACCGGAAGGUGUGCGAUCGGCCGGUUUACUUCGAGCUGAGCAUGGGCAACGCGGGCAACUCGCUGGACGGUCACAACGAAAGCACAACGAACCUGAGCGACGACGAAGAGCUCGAGGCGGUGGAUACGACGUCGUACUGUAGCACCACCAGCGCCGCGAAACCGAUCUCGCACGACAAGAGUCACUUCUUCCUGCCCUACUGGGACAACAAACCGUGCAUGGAUGUGCGCUGUGCCUUUCCGGAUCUGAGACGGCGGAUGUACAACAGCAACAUGAUCGCAAAGAUCACCGAGCGGAUGGAGAUCGGACUGGCGGAAACCAAUUUGCUGAUCGAGGACGAAGAUCCCACGGCGGAAGUGAAGCUUAGGGCGGUGCUGGAGGAAGUGGCCACCACCUGUAACAGGUACGGGUCGAUUACGAAGGGUGCGCUGGUUGGUCCGGGCACGGGGAAGACCAAGCUGGACAAGGAGCGGAUGAAGCUUUGCCAGCGGGAGGUGGAAUCGAUUGGGAACAUGUCGCGGAAUCUGCGAGCGCUGGUGACAAAGAGUUCGAUGAAGGAGCGCUAUAAAACGGCCCAGAGCUAUCUGAGCAAGCUGCGAUUUUUGGUGGACGAUCCACAACACGCGCUUCCAGAUGUGUUCAUCUGGAUGAUCGCAAACGGGAAGCGUGUGGCGUACCAUCGGACCAGCGCGAGAGAUUUGAUUUACUCGACGACGGAGGAGGAAACCGGACAGUUCUGUGGGAAGGUACAGACGAUAUUCUUGAAGCUACCCGGGAAGCAAGCGGAAGGUCCGGCCGGGUGGCAGAUACGGGCCAAGUUGCACAUCUACCUCUGGUUGGGAAUGUUGAAGCACAAGAAGUCGUUUUUCGCCGGGUUGCCACGUGGCUUCGAGCUGUCGUACGAGCUGAAGAACUCAGACAAAACUAGCGUUCCGGCGCCAUCGGACGUUCGGUAUGUGGAGAAACAUGUGUUUCAAAUGCGAGCCCACGUGUACCAGGCGCGAUCGUUGAUCGGGUCGGAUGCGUCCGGUUUGAGCGAUCCGUACGCUACGGUAUACAUCACUGAGUUUUCGAGGACCACCCAGGUUAUAGAGGAAACGCUGAGUCCGACGUGGGACGAACAGUUGGUGUUCGAUGAGAUUGUGAUCUACGGGGCGAAGGACGAGAUCAAGAAGGAUCCGCCGACGAUUGUGAUUGAAAUCUAUGACCAGGAUAAGGUGGGUAAAUCGGAGUUUAUCGGAAGAGCUCUGGCGAAGCCGAGAAUCAAACUCAAAGAUAAUCACUAUACGAACCCGGUACUGGAAUGGUUCGAAAUAACGCGAGGGCUGGACAAUGCUGGCGAACUGUUGGCGGCAUUCGAGAUGUUAGAGCUGGGAUCGGAUGACGUUCCGAGACUUGCGGAACCGAAGUACAUCGCUACGGAGUUUCACGGAGACAGAUCGGGCCCUGCAACCAUGACGAUCUUACCUGUUCCGAGGGAGGUUCGUCCGCAUCUGGCCCGAUUCCGAAUCGAGGUUCUGUUUUGGGGCUUGAGGGACCUGAAGAGGGUCCACUUUAUGACUGUCGACAAGCCACGGAUCGACAUCGAAUGCUCCGGGAAGAUUUUGAACUCAAGUAUAAUCCAAAAUGCGAAGAAGAACCCGAACUUCGCCAAUAUGUUGAAAUGUUUCGACCUGGAGCUUCCCCUCGAAGAACGCUAUGCACCACCGAUCACAAUUCGGGCAGUGGAUUGCCGAUCAUUCGGCAGGUACACUUUGGUCGGAACCCAUCAGAUAACCUCGAUCCACAAGUACAUGCAUCGAGCUGCUCCCCGGGACGACGCGACGAGGCGCGUCAAUCAGAAUGGUCAGAUUGUUCUCUCGAAGCAGAAGGAUGGCGUAGGAAACAGUACAAACGUGCCGAACGAUGGCAGCAUAAUGAAGCCUUCCACCUCGGGCGAGAACCUAACUCUUUACGGGGCGGCCUGUGUCAGCAAAAUGGCGAAAGGCAAGAAGACGAAGAAGAAGCUGGAACACGAGGACACAUUCGACGCGGAGGAUGACGAUGAAUCGAGCAAAGAUUGGUGGACAAAGUACUUCCUCUCGUAUGAGCAACUGAUCGAAGCCUCAAAAUCAUCCAGCGGCAACAUUCGGGCGCUGGAGAAUCACAUACCGAUGGGAGCCGAUGGUGGCAAGAAACUUGGCGUGAAGACUUCGAAGUUUGUUGCUAAACUUAGCCCCAAGACGACUCCGAAAAAGACAUUCAAUCCGCAAACUGCCACCUGUCACAUCUAUCCCAACGAGCUGGAAUCCCAACCAGAGUACAAAAACUUCAAGGAGUGGCUCCUGUCGUUCCCACUGUAUCGAGGCAAGAAAACCGGCGACAGCACUGAGGACGAGAACCGAAUAGUGGGCUUCUUCAAGGGAGCGAUCAAGGUUUACAAGCUUCCGAUCGAGAAGGGCAUGGAUCCGGCGUUCGCCCCAACACUUCCCCUGAACGAUCCCAUCCACGUUUUGGUGAGAGUUUACGUGAUCAAAGCCACCGAUUUGCACCCAAUGGAUCUGAACGGAAAGGCCGAUCCGUACGUGGUGCUGCAGCUGGGCAGCAAACGGAUUUCGGACAAAGAAAACUAUGUCAGCAAGCAGCUGAACCCUGUGUUUGGCAAGUGCUUCGAGAUCGAGGCGACCUUCCCGCAGGACUCGAUGCUUACGGUGCAGAUCUACGACUGGGACCUGGUGGGUUCGGACGAUCUGAUCGGCGAAACGAAGAUCGACCUGGAGAACCGCUUCUACAGCAAGCACCGGCCGACAUGUGGGAUUGCGGCGCGUUAUGAAGAUUCCGGUUAUAAUCAGUGGCGCGAUCCGAUGAAGCCGACCCAGAUCUUGUCGCGGCUUUGCAAGGAAAACAAACUGGAACCGCCACAGUACCUGCAGGAUCGGGUCGCGAUCGGGAGGUACUGCUUCACCUUUGCCAACGAAGAAAUCCAAACGUGGAACAGUCCGACCACCUGUAAAUAUCGUGACGAACAUCUGGCCCUGGCGGUCCUGCACCGGUGGGAAGAGGUCCCACGGGUUGGUUGCAAGAUUGUCCCCGAACAUAUCGAGAGCCGGCCACUGUACAGCACCGAUAAGCCUGGAAUCGAGCAGGGCAAGCUGGAAAUGUGGGUCGACAUGUUCCCGAUGGAUAUGCCACUGCCGGGACCCCCGGUGGAUAUUUCUCCCCGGAAACCCAAGUCCUACGAGCUGCGGGUUGUCAUUUGGAACACAGACGACGUUGUGCUGGAAGACGAUGCCUUCUUCACGGGCGAAAAGAUGUCCGAUAUCUACGUUAAAGGCUGGCUGAAGGGUCCCCAGGACAUCCAGGCCACCGAUAUCCACUACCGCUCGCUAACCGGCGAGGGAAACUUCAACUGGCGGUUCAUCUUUCCCUUCGAGUAUCUGGCCGCCGAGGAACGGAUCGUGCUGUCCCGCAAGGAGUCCCUCUUCAGCUGGGACGAAACGGAGGUCAAAAUUCCUGCCCGUCUCGAGCUGCAGGUGUGGGACGCGGACCACUUCUCGGCGGAUGAUUUUCUCGGGGCCAUUUCGCUCAAUCUGAACCGCUUUCCGCGCGGGGCCAAAUCCUCCAAGCUGUGCACACUGGAUAUGCUCAAGACCGACAGCGUUCCCACGGUGAACAUCUUCAAGCAGAAACGGGUCCGCGGGUGGUGGCCUUUUUUCAUCAAGAAGGAAAACGACGAGAUGGAGCUGACGGGCAAGGUGGAGGCGGAGAUCCAUCUGCUCACCAAGGAGGAGGCGGAGAAAAAUCCCGCCGGCUACGGGCGGAACGAGCCCGACCCACUGGAAAAGCCCAACCGGCCGGAUGCGUCCUUCAUGUGGUUCCUAAAUCCGCUCAAAUCGAUCCGGUACAUCAUCUGGCACAACUACAAGUGGCGCAUCAUCAAGGGACUCAUCAUCGUCGGACUCGCCAUCCUGCUGCUGCUCUUCUUCUACGCCAUUCCGGGCUAUUCGGUUAAGAAGAUGCUCGGAGCGUAAGGAAGGGAUGUGCAUGACGCACAAAACAAAUUACAAUUACCAGCGAAGCAGCUAUUGCGGUUUAAAUUUGAGACUGUUAUUUUUUCCAGAAAUUUAUUCAAUUUUAUUUUAUUCUGUGAAACGUUUUCAUAGAAAGACACAAUCAUAUUUAGUACCUAUUUAUGUUUUAUAUAUACAGUGAUUGGCAGAAUAAUGUGCCAACAAUUUUUUUUUCAUUUCUUUAUUUUUUUUGGUUCAAAUGAAAAGUAAACACAUCGUAAUCAUUCCCAAAAUCUUAUUCCAGGGGUCAUUAUGUUUUUUUUUUUGAAUUUCAUUCAUGUUGCACUGAGAAAAAUAAAAUUAAAACAAAAACUGGGUUGGUUAUACCUAAGAUAUAACCGCAAGGUUGACAUAGGACUACCGUUGGCUCAGUAAUCAUUCGAGUGUAUUGAUUGAAUUAUUGAUUAAACCAGUGAUUGAACGAAACAUUUUCCGAUUUCAAUCGCGAAUUGUCAUAGAAUUGUCAAACACUAACUGAGCCAUACGAAUAGGAAAAUAUAUGAAAAAGAACAUGUAAACAUUCAGAAAACCAACAAACAACAUGAAGGAACACUAGGGUGCCAAUGAAAAUGGUCUUCUCUAAUUUCAAAAAGUUACCUCAUAAAAGAUGUUCACCACCGUUUUAUCGAGGUUUUACCCUAUUCAAAUUUCAACUUAAUCGGAUCUAAGGGAAAGUGGCGCAAAGCAUUCAAAGUUUUUUGAAAAUCGAAAAAUCACCCAAGGGGGAAGUAAAGGAAAUCGGGGUUUUCUAAAAAAAAACUUUGAUUCCAAAUGUCUUAAAAUUGCACGAAACGUCGGGAUCUAUUGUCAUCUCGAAUUUUUUUUUUGUCAGAAAUCGGCAUUCUGGGACUUAGUUUUUUAUGGAGUACGAAACGAAAAGUAUGGUUUUGAGUGCUAGUAAAAAUAGUUAUCUCGAUUUUUCAUUCGGAACUUGCUACGAAAUGUUGAUUUACACGAUAAUAUACCCAAUGCAAAAUAUUAGCUCAUUCAAGAUCAUUUACUGGUGUCAUAAACGUUAAAAUUUGAGUUUUUUUUUGAAAAACGAAAAAUCACCAGAAAUCGAGAUUUUCAAAAAAAACAUUGAUGCCAAAUGUCUUGAAAUUGCAUUACUCAUCGAGAUUUACAGUUAUCUCGAUUUUUUUCUGUCAAAAAUAUGUUUUUUGGCACUUGGUCGGUUUUACGCCUGAAAAAUCGAUUUUCGACAAUUUUUUUUUUAAUAUAACUGUAAAUCUCGACGUGUCAUACAAUUUUAAGACAUUUGGCAUCAAAUUUUUUUUUCGAAAACCCCGAUUUCCUUUACUCCCCCCUUGUGUGAUUUUUCGAUUUUCAAAAAACUCAAAUUUUGACCGCUUUGCGCCACUCACCCUUAAGUCCAAUUGAGCUGAAAUUCGGCAUAGGGUGUUUUUUCGAGUUGGUGAACAUUUCGUAUAGGGUAACUUUUUGAAAUUUUUGGGUCGAUUUUUCCCCAUACAUUCAUUGGCACCCUAAAGAACACAUUGAACGUACAAUUGGAAACAGUACAGUUAAAAUACAAAUCACUACAAUUUUCUUUAGGCAUCAGACUACGUAUUGCAAGCAAGACUAAACAUGUAAUUAUUGUUGAACUAAAAAUUAAUUACAUAGCUAAAUGGCGGUCCGAAGUCUUUGUCGGCUGUGCCAACAAUAGUGCAAAUGCAUAUUUAUACAUUCAGAAUUUAUUUUACACAAAAUGGGUAAAACUGAAGUUCACAUUUGGAAAAAAGUGGAUAAAACUGGAUUUAAAUUAUACUGAAAUUGAAAGAUUUAAGGAUUUAACUGUUUGAUUGGAUCGAUGGAUAAAAGCUGGAAGAAUUCAGCUUAAACUGGAACAUUGGUAACGCUGCCCGCUCCUUGCUUCUAUUUGGAAAUGCCGGUUUCCCCAGGCUCAUUGGUUUUGAAAUCUGUGUUAGAUAAACACACAGAUUCCAGCAAUCGUACAUCAACCACUGCGCAAUCAUAACUGAGUGGUAUAACUUUUCUGGUCAAUAAUUAACAAACUUAUAACUGUUGGACAUUUUGUCUUUCGAAUGAAGUAAAUAUCAUACCACUCCGUUCAGCGGGCAAAGAGGUAUCAACGUCCAAAACCUUGCACUUCAAGCGUCACCUUGAACUUACACCCCGCUACAGAAAUGCGUUAAAACAACAAUUUGUGUUCCGGAGGAAUUUUUGGAGGUAUUUUUGUGCACACCAAAAUGUGUUUCCGUAGCAUGAACUUCAAAAUCAAUGUGCCUGGGGGAAUCCGCUUUGCCAAUACAAACAAGCCGGGGGUAUUUUUGUUCCCAUCGAAAUGUAUUUCCCUUAGAUAAAUUUCAAAACAAAGAUGCCUGGGGGAAUCCGCAUUGCAAAUAUAUGCAAAUUGCGAGUACUUUUGUACUCACUUAUCUUUGUGCAGACCGGAAUAUGUUUCCCUAAAACGUACUUCUAAACUGAGAAGCUUGGGAAAAUCGUCAUUUCAGGUACUAGAGGUGAAUGAACUUUCACGGUUCGUAACUACGUAAACAUGAGAGAUGUAAUAGUUUCAGAGGGAAAUGUAAAACACAAUGAUAGGAAUCAUAUCAAACGUAAAAGGACGGUCAUCGAAUUUACUUGUAACGAAGGACAGAAUCUAUUACAAUGCAUGAAUUGAUUUUACAUGGCAAUUGUUCAAACUUUUUACUUAUAAAGCAAAUAUAUUGAAUUCAAUUGCAUUCAAACAUUGUUUCAUUCAAUCAAUAAUUGUAUCAAAACAAUACGAAUGGUUACUAAGACAACGGUAGUCCUACGUCAACCUUGCGGUUAUAUCAUAGAUAUAACCCACCCAUUUCGUUUUGACCGCUACCUUACUGAUGUCGUACUUCUUGGGAACCGCCCGGUACGAUACCGAGAUGAAGAAUAGAAGAUGGGAAGAUUCACGAGUUUUGGUUGUGUUAAACUUUGAUUGUAUUAGUAGCCUGGAAGAUUUGAAGUUCACAUAUCAGGCAUACCAGUCAGUUACUCAAAUGUUACAACAUUGAGUGUGUCAGCGAGUAAAUUUGAAAGAGGAUAUAUAGAAACUAAUGACAUAUUUCCAAAAUAUAUUUUUCGCAUUAGAAAAAAAAACAGAACAUGUCACAAACUAAAAUGUUUAUUUUGACGUAGGAUUACGUCUUUCGGGAACAUAUUGGGGUACAAAUUGAAAAUCGAAAAUGGAGUACAUCGUGAAAAUUGUCCAAUUUCAAACGCUUUUUGCUCAGUCAUUUCAUGAUGGAUUGAUGAAAUGUUUGCGUCAAUUGAUUUCGGCACUCCAGAACAAUUUUUUAUAUUGAAGUAAAUAAUAUAUGUCAUAAAAAAACUAUCGAACAAUUGAUAAAUCUCAACCCCUAUCCUAACGGAAAUACUCAGUUCCGAUUGGUCGAAGUUGACGACACAUGCGGCGGGUCCCUAACAGAGACAUCUAACCAAGCUAACUGGAGUAAAUCGGCAUUGCAAAUAUAUACAAGUAGGGGGAGCUUUCGCUUCCGACCGGACUGAUUUCCCUAACAGAGACAUCUAAACCAAGGUGCCCGGGGAAAUCGGCAGUGCAAAUAUAUGCAAGUCGGGGGCAUUUUUAUAUUGCAAGUAAGGUGAGUGAUACAAUUAAUUCUAGCAAUAAAAUUUAAAUAUUGAACUUUAAUGGUGGUUACUCGAGAACGGGUCGUUUGGUUUAAGCUGUCUGUUUUUUUAUAAACUUUCCUUGGGUGAAACCCAAGGAAAGUUUAUACGGCGAGAAAAAUUGGAAAUGUGAAGAAUACAUAUAGUAUUAGCUGUUGUUAGUCCAAUUAAAAUACGCAUGGGGUUGAAUAAACACUCAGAAAGAAAAAAAACUAUAAAAGAAAAUUACCUUUUCCAUUUCAAAUAUGUUUUUUCUAUAUUAAAGUAACAUGUUUUCAUUGAUCAGAAACAUUGAUAGUUGUGAUCGGUAUUGGUAAUAAUUUUAUAUUGCAUUGGUGAGUUUUUUUUUCUUUAUUUCAUCCAUACAUGAAGGGUGUGUCACAUCAAAUUGCAUCACGGAAAAAACGCUGUAGAAAUUUAAUUUUUAGGAAUUAUAUCUUCAGCUUUCGCUUAUAAUCAGAUAAGAGUGUAUAGAUCACGUUGGCCAUGCUUCACUGUCAAUUUUUUGUAAAUUUGGAAAAAGUCGUCGAACGAAAAAAAGCGUCGUGAAUUAAUCCUGUGCACUCAUUUCGAUAAUCCGGAGUUGUCACAUCGGGACAUCGGUAAGAUGGUGGGAAUCGUCCAAUCCACGGUCAGCAGAGUACUAAAACGAUACAUCGAGAACCUAACCAUCGACCGGAAG
This is a messenger RNA of Toxorhynchites rutilus septentrionalis, 11553 nucleotides long. Its product is annotated as otoferlin-like. NCBI's taxonomy places the organism in Eukaryota, Metazoa, Arthropoda, Insecta, Diptera, Culicidae. Gene Ontology annotation, cellular component: membrane. The coding region runs from base 945 to 7205 and encodes 2086 amino acids. The record is from RefSeq and is a predicted model, not a curated record. Gene Ontology annotation, biological process: plasma membrane organization. The transcript is spliced from 18 exons.